UGUGCGUGUGGAGAAUCCAACAGACACAAGAUGCGGACUCCUACUCCUGUGAAACUCCUGGUCUUCCAUGUCGCCUGUCAGAUUCUACUAACUCCCGGAAUAGUGUAUAUGUCGGACGAGAAACGCUUGAUUCGGGAUUUGACAGGAAACUACAGCGAAAGAGGCAAGAUGGGACGUCCUGUCCUGAGUCCGAACGAAACAAUUACUGUUUUAUAUGGAAUGUUCCUCAUACAGCUUCUUGACCUUGAUGAAAAGAACCAGGUCCUUAUCACCAACGUUUGGGCAGCAUACGACUGGAACGACAGAUACCUGCACUGGAACCCGCUCGAAUACGGAAACGUCAGCAUAGUCAGGGUCAACGGUGACGACAUUUGGAAACCGGAUAUCAAGCUCUUUAACUACGCUGAUACCAGACUGGAGGAAAGGAAAGUGGCUCUUUGUGUCAUCUCUAGCAAUGGACAUGUUUCGUGGAUCCCUCAGGCUGUCUUCAAGAGUUCGUGCUCCAUCGACAUCCGAUAUUUUCCUUUUGAUGAACAGAUUUGCCAUCUAAAGUUUGGAUCAUGGACAUACGACGGGACCAAAGUUGAUCUCCAAAUACAGCACGCCAGCAAUACUUCUGGGUUCGACAUGCUCCACUAUACCCCCAGCAAUGAGUGGGACAUCGUAGAGUCAAGGGCCACUAGAAUAGUCAAGACCUACGAUUGCUGUCCCGAGCACUAUGUGACCAUUGACUUCACGCUGGUCAUUCGACGAAAGGCUGCCUUCUACAGCUACAUUCUCAUCCUCCCAUGUGUGUUGCUCUCUAGUCUGACUGUGGUGCUCUUUUGGUUGCCACCAGAAUCUCCAGCAAAGAUGCAGCUUGGUAUGAAUAUCUUUGUAGCGUUCUUUGUUCUACUGCUUCUGCUGGCUGAUUCCACGCCCCCAUCCGCUGCCAGUAUCCCACUCAUUGGAGCGUUUUACUGUCUGAAUUUGGUGCUGAUAACAUUGUCGACGUUGUUGUCCGUGGUAAUCGUCAACGUGUACUUUCACGGACCUGGGACCAAAGUACCUCGGUUCUUCAGACGG
Messenger RNA from Candidula unifasciata, 1065 nucleotides. The record is from the annotation of a GenBank genome assembly. Lineage: Eukaryota; Metazoa; Mollusca; Gastropoda; Stylommatophora; Geomitridae.